Messenger RNA from Penicilliopsis zonata CBS 506.65, 286 nucleotides. RefSeq lists its product as hypothetical. The record is from RefSeq and is a predicted model, not a curated record. Bases 7 to 162 code for a protein of 51 amino acids. The transcript has a single exon. NCBI's taxonomy places the organism in Eukaryota, Fungi, Ascomycota, Eurotiomycetes, Eurotiales, Aspergillaceae.
UUCGAAAUGAGUCCGGCGACGAGAUUGCCCAUCUGGGCAAGAGGUGUUGUGAGCGAUAUUGAGACUGCGCCAGAGACCUUUUCGAGCUGGGAUAAGUGCAUGGAAAAGGCAUAUUGCAAGUACGUCCGCUACGAGACAUUGGAGUCAUCGCCUAUAUUUUAACCAGACGAUACACUUUAGAUGGCCUGUUAUUGUCGCUAUCGUCAUUGGUUCGCUUAUUCUCCUGGGAGUCCUCGCCUGCGUGGUCAACUGUUUCUGCUGCGGCUAUCAAUGUUGCAAAGGGUGC